Messenger RNA from Peniophora sp. CBMAI 1063, 1959 nucleotides. Lineage: Eukaryota; Fungi; Basidiomycota; Agaricomycetes; Russulales; Peniophoraceae. The record is from the annotation of a GenBank genome assembly.
AUGUCUGCCCGCCCUAUCUUUCUUGUAGCUGGUCUUGGGAACGGAUCCGGAACUGGUGCUGCAACCGCACGCCUGUUCGCGAAGAACGGAUAUCGCGUCGCCCUUCUUGCGCGAGACUCCAGCGGAGAAACCCAGAAGCUCGCCCAGGAGUUGAAUGAUGCUGGGGGAGAGGCCGCUCCAUUCCCUGUCGAAUCGUACUCCUACAAGAACGUCACAGACGCCUUCAACAGUGUCAAGCAGCACUGGCCAGAUGCUGAUAUCCGUGUCGCGCUCUACAACGCAUCUUUCGGGGCGUUCAAAGGGUUCCUCGACGUGAAGGAGCAAGAGAUCGACACGUCUCUUGAAGCUACCCUCAAGGGAGCAUACGCGUUCUCUCGCCAGGCAAUCUUGAAGUUUAAGGAGCAAAGUAUUGAUGACAGUGGCAAGCGCGGUACAUUAUUGUUUACAGGUGCGACGGCGAGCAUCAGGGGAAAUACCAUGACAUCCGGGUUCUCGCCCGGCAAGUCCGGCCUGCGUGCACUGGCUCAGUCCCUCAACAAGGAGUUUGGAAAGGCCAAUAUCCAUGUAGCACAUACUAUCAUUGAUGGAGUUAUCAGCACCGACAAGUCGCGCCAGUAUUACCCACUUGCUAAAGAGAACCCCAACAAUCCCGACAUCCUCUUGAACCCGGAGGCUAUCGCUCAAGCAUACCUAUACCUCACGAAUCAACAUCGCUCGGCCUGGUCGUUCGAACUCGACCUGCGCCCUGCUCAUGAGAAGUGACACCGGAAUCUUCGCGAACCCUUGGCAAACACUUCUCUAGUCUCCGUAUAUCUUAUCUACCCUAUUCUGAUCUCGACUAUGCCUUCAUCAAUCGGUAGUGGUAUCGCUCGCCCGUCAAGGCGCGCGACUGCAGGAUCGGAGAGCACAUCCGAAGCAUCAUCUCCCACCACCUACGGCGACACCCCAAUCCAUCGCUUCCCCGCGGACUUCGCAGCCUACCAUCGAUCCAUGAUUAGCACAAGCAGCGCCACAACUCCCAUCUUUUCCGACAAGUCUGAAGAAGCGAGUGCGAGCGACGACUCGACGUCUACUCAAUCCGAUAGACAAUCGCUCAGAACGCUGGAAGAUGUACGGGAACAGGUCGCAGAGCGGUUGGCAGUCCGCGCUGUACGGAAGCUCAAGGACGUUGACGGGACGAAGAUUGCGGUCACUCUAACGCUCUGCAAGAAGAACGACACGGACUUCUUGCAGAUUGUCGCGGGCCACAUCAAACGCAUUCUCACGCUGAAGUCAUUCCUCGUCGCAGUCGCCACCACGGGAGCAGGGGAGACGUCACUCAUGGUGUGCGGCUCGUCUUCCAUCCAGGUGCAACGGGCCGCUUUGCUCGCCUCGGCUAAGUUCGUCGGCCGCGUCCAGGCCAUGAACGUUGCCGAUGUCUCCGGGACGCUUUGGGUAGCGAGCGUGCGCAACGUAGGAUGGUCGCCGUACGACGAAAGCGCGUUGUGGGACGUGCUCACGAAGUCAUCUCAAGACCUUAUCGACCCAACCGUUCCUCCACCAGGCUCCAAAUCCAUCGCACACAUCCUCGAGGAGGCGCGCACACGUCUGCAACGUCUCACACCGCAACAAGCGUUCGAUGAACUUCAAGACUCAUCUAUACCCAUGCCGGUGCUUUUGGUCGAUAUCCGCCCGGCAGCGCAACGCGAGGAGCACGGCUUCGUCCGUGGCUCGUUGGUCAUCGAGCGGAACGUACUGGAGUGGCGGUUUGACCCGCGCUGCCUGGAUGGGCGGUUGGAGAUUGCGACACGAUAUGACUUGCGCAUCAUCGUCAUCUGUCAGGAAGGGUAUACCAGCUCGUUAGCUGCUGCGAGUCUGCAGGAUCUCGGACUGUUGAAUGCGACGGAUGUCAUAGGCGGUAUCAAGGCUUGGAAAGAGGCCGGUUUACCUGUAGAUAUACCACAGCGCAUGUGGAUCUGA